Molecule: messenger RNA, 1821 nt
Organism: Saprolegnia diclina VS20
Lineage: Eukaryota; Oomycota; Saprolegniomycetes; Saprolegniales; Saprolegniaceae
Exons: 10
Coding region: 1-1821 (606 amino acids)
Cellular component (GO): endoplasmic reticulum
Source: RefSeq, a predicted model, not a curated record
AUGGCGACGACGACGGCGCCACGGACGCUCCGGUCGCGGAAGAGCACGCAUGAGAAGGGCGCCGCGCAAGAUUCAGCGGCGCACAAGCACCGGGCGUCGCGCAAGUACGAGCUGCCGCCCGUGCAAACGGUCUUCAACCAAGAGUUUAUCGACUUUGACGUCAUCAAGGGAUCGGCCUUCUUCAACACCAAGCCGAGCAAGUACGACAAGCGGCUCGUGCGCCAAGGCUUUUACCGUGCGAUCUUGUUUCCGUUCUUUCCCGAGUACUGGACGCAAAAGAACUUUGUGUUCUACUACUUGGCCUCGGCCGUGUACCUUGGCCACCUCUGCGUCACCAUCUGGUACUUUUGCGGCGACACGACGAGCGCAUCGACGCUCACGUCGUUUGAGGUCUGGGCGCCGUACGUGCUCUUGACGCUCACGUCGUGCGGCUAUGGGCGCGUCUCGUCGCUCGUCCUCUCGGCCGACCCCGACGGUCACAUUACGCUGCAAUUGAACUCCCCGACGUCGCCGGCGCCAACGGCCAAAUUGUCGGCCACCAUCAAGCGCGAGCAUGAAGGGCUGGACACGGCGCUGCUCGAAUCCGAGGGGUCGUCGCAGGAAAGUGGGGACAGUGACAGCGACGGCGGCGCCUCGUCCUCGAGCGACGAAGAUACCGACGGCAUCAAGCACGGCAACGCGCCACCCAACGGGGGCUCGCCACUCGACGGCGACCGCCGCACCACGCGAAGCUUCAGCGAACCGCCCUUUGGCGAUACGUUCACGCACCGCCGUGUCAAGGUCGUUGUUUGGAAAGGGGGGAUUCCGAUUAAAGAGUCGAUGACGAUUGCGGAGCUGCGGUCCAAUAUCUUGCUCAAAGUCAAAGCCACGCCGCCGCGGUCGCUGUACCGCAUUGCGGCGCGCACGAGUGCGACGAUCAUUGCCUUUGUGCCGUGGACGCACCGGGCUCUGAGCUACUCGACCGAGCACAACAUUGACGUGUACGACCCCAAAAUGAUCUUUGAGCAUGUGCGUUCGGUCGUCCUGGCUCUUUUGACGAUGCCGCUGGCGACGCUCGAGCGUACGCUGUGGCUGCACAUGGGCCUCUAUGCUGUCGCGGCGCUCUCGUGCACUAUCGCAACGUUUAUCUUGGCCUCGCUCAUCUUCUCUGCGCUCGCGGACGCCGAAGUCACGUACCACCGGCGCUUCCUAUACGCCAAGUGCUUUACGGCGCUCACGUCAGCACGACGGUCCCGGGCGUCGCAUUUGCCGCACUUUCGGCUCAAGAACGUCGUCAACAUCAAGGCGUGGCUGAGUCUCCGCGGCGGUCGGUCGUGGCUCAAGCGCCAGGGCCGGCAGCGCGCGGCCGACGAGAUCGUGUCGACGUCGUUUCUUAUUGUGUUGCUUUUCCUCGCCGUCAUGGGCGUCCAAGCCGUGUCCGAGACGCUUCCGAGCUCGGCGUCGCUCUUCUCGACGCUCGUGCACACGGAAGUGACGCUGUGGUGUCUCCUCUCGAGCUUUUUCCUCUUGCGGUUCAUGAUGCUCGGCUCCAACAUCAACCGCAAGUACCAGAACACGUCACUGCUCUUGACGGAGCAGAUGAACGUGUAUCUCAAGCUGCUCAUGACACCGCACAAGAAGGAGAAACUGCUCAUCUCCAACAACGUGCUCAAGCUCGCGUCCAAGCUCCUCAAGGAGCUCAACUCGCCCAAUAAGAUUUCGGGCUUGACGAUGAACCCGCUCUUGUACAACAUCACGCGCGUCGUUGUGCUCUCGGCGUUUUCGUCGGCGCUCUCGGAGAUGUUUGGCUUCAAGUUGAAGCUGUGGAAGAUGAAAGUCUAA